Sciurus carolinensis (gray squirrel) is the source of this 1358-nucleotide messenger RNA. RefSeq names its product NSE3 homolog, SMC5-SMC6 complex component (gene Nsmce3). Gene Ontology annotation, cellular component: nucleus. NCBI's taxonomy places the organism in Eukaryota, Metazoa, Chordata, Mammalia, Rodentia, Sciuridae. Bases 111 to 998 code for a protein of 295 amino acids. Gene Ontology annotation, biological process: negative regulation of transcription by RNA polymerase II. The record is from RefSeq and is a predicted model, not a curated record. The transcript has a single exon.
AGGCGCGCCUCGUUCAGACCCCACAAUUCCUGCCGCUUCCGCCGGUUACGGCGAGCGUUCCUCCGCCCGCUGGAGUCUGCGCUGGCGUUCGGCUCCCGUUGCCUGGUGACAUGUUGCAAAAGCCGAGGAGUCGGGGUCGCUUUAGUUCCCAAGCGGAAAAAGACAGAGAUUCGGGCCGCGGCGGAGACUUCCGGGCCCAGAGGGGCGGCGUCUCGGAGGAGACCCCGAGCACGUCCCGCGGCCCGGCGGGCUCUCAGGAGUCCCAAGGCACUUCCUCGCAGGGCGCACGCCGGUCCCAGGCCGCCCCCUCUGUGGGGCCUCGGACCCAGAAGCAACUGGAGCUGAAGGUGGCGGAGCUGGUCCAGUUCUUGCUGAUUAAGGACCAGAAGAAGAUUCCAAUCAAGCGGACCGACAUACUGAAGCAUGUCAUCGGAGACUACAAGGACAUCUUCCCGGACCUCCUCAAACUGGCUGCCGAGCGCCUCCAAUACGUCUUCGGGUACAAGCUAGUGGAACUUGAACCGAAAAGUAACACCUACAUCCUGAUCAACACCCUGGAACCCGUGGAGGAGGAUGCCGAGGUGAGAGGCGAUCAGGGCACUCCCACCACAGGUCUACUGAUGAUUGUUUUAGGGCUCAUCUUUAUGAAGGGCAACACUAUCAAGGAAACCGAAGUCUGGGACUUUCUGCGUCGGUUGGGGGUGUACCCCACCAAGAAGCAUUUAAUCUUUGGGGAUCCAAAGAAACUCAUUACAGAGGACUUUGUGCGACAGCGUUACCUGGAGUACCGCCGGAUACCCCACACUGAUCCCGUAGACUACGAAUUCCAGUGGGGCCCACGAACCAACCUGGAAACCAGCAAGAUGAAAGUUCUUAAGUUUGUGGCCAAAGUCCAUAAUCAAGACCCCAAGGACUGGCCAGCGCAGUACUGUGAGGCCUUGGCAGAUGAGGAGAAUAGGGCCAGACCUGAGCCUAGUGGUCCAACCCCAUCCUCUUGAAAUCAGGGAUGGAUUCAGAGGGACUCCUGGGACAAGGGUUUGUCACUCAAAGGCACAAUGCUGAAAGAAUAAGGGAAGGGGAUUUGGAAGGAGGAUUUUCUGCAACGCUUGAAUGUUUGUAGCUUUAGGAUGUGUUGCAAAGGUUUGUUCUUUUAAGUGUCGGCAUGGUUCCCAAUUUUCAUUUAAAACAGGAGCAUUUUUGUUUAUUUUAAUGUCAUUCUUUUGGUGUGAAAAGUUUGCUAACUUUAUAAAACUAUUGGGAAACUAUGUUUUGAAACAGAUACUUAAGAAGAAAGAACACAAGUAAAUUGUUUGGAUGAAAAAAAAAAAAAGUAAUUAUUACCUGGUCUCUGAACUAUC